UUUGCAAUCGUAAACAAGCACCUAGAAAUGGCAUACUUGUUGACAUUCGGUAUCAUCGGCGCCUUGUUCCUGGCCAGUGUGAUGCUGUAUCGCUAUGGCAACAUACCACGUCAGCAUAUCCUUGUAACGCUAUCCGUGCUGACGGCCUGGUGUUUCUCAUUCCUGAUAGUGUUUACCAUACCGUUGGACGUAACCUCAACGUUAUAUCGGCAGUGUGAGGAGAAGCAUAAACCGGUUCCAGAAUCAGCAGUGGGAAACACCAUGGGCAAUGGCAACAUAACAACUACCACUAUCACAACAAACAAGUUGCAUCCCGAUGUUUGCCAAGAGCCCUGGGGCAUGGUACCAGCUUCAGUAUUUCCAAAUUUGUGGCGCAUCAUCUACUGGAGUUCGCAGUUCCUCACGUGGCUAAUCAUGCCGUUGAUGCAGUCGUAUCUGAAGGCGGGUGAUUUCACAAUCAAGGGCAAACUGAGGUCGGCAUUAAUCGAGAACGCAAUAUAUUACGGCUCCUAUUUGUUCAUAUGCGGCGUUUUGCUCAUUUACAUUGCCGUCAAAGGCGUAUCGCUGGAUUGGCAGAAAUUGAAGGCGAUCGCAUCAUCGGCAUCCAACACUUGGGGCCUGUUUCUACUUAUUCUGUUACUCGGCUAUGCUCUUGUAGAGGUGCCACGUUCGCUGUGGAACAAUGCGAAACCAGGAUUUACGCUGCAAUAUGCUUACUUUAAAGCUGCAAAGCUCAGUACGGAAAAGGCAGAGGCGGAGGAGCAUGUAGACGAUGUACUCGAAUCGCUGCAAUGCAUCAGUCGGGCUGUACCCAACAAUCACGAGUUACGUCCGUGCGUCGAGACAAUAUUGCGAAAAGUACCCAUUGAGCUGCAAGAACGAGCCAGUCGAAAUUUUGCGCGCAGCGGAGGAAACGGCAUGGGUGGAACCACCUCUACCAUCGUACCCUCAGAGAAGGCGCUGGUUCGUAUACACAAGCAGGUGAUCAAAUCAUUGCAAACCCUGCAGCGCACUGAGGCGCUUUGGAGCGUGCAGGUUAAUGCGGUUCUGCAUCUGGAGGAUGUGGCUCGGAAUAUACACUCGGCGGAACACCGCUUCAAAACAGAGUUUCCCCGCCAACGCUCGCAACUGGAAAGAAUCUGUUGCAGCGCCACGAUACAAUGGUACUGGGAGUGCCUAUUUAAGGCGCCGUUUCUCAAAGCGUUGUGCGUUUUAACGGCAACAAUGUCCGCAAUGGUCGUGUGGAGCGAGCUCACCUUCUUUAGUCGCCACCCAGUGCUCUCCAUUUUCGCGAAUGUCAUUAAUGUGGCCAACGCUAGCAAUGACUUCUUUACCAUUGAGUUAUUUUCUAUGGUGGUGCUGUGCUACUUCUUCUACUGCACCUACUCCACCAUUCUGCGCAUUCGGUUCCUGAAUCUGUAUUACUUGGCACCGCAUCAUCAGACCAACGAACACAGCUUGAUAUUCAGUGGAAUGCUGCUCUGCCGACUAACGCCGCCCAUGUGUCUUAACUUUUUGGGGCUCAUUCACAUGGAUUCGCACAUAAUACAGAAGCGUAUCAUGGAAACAUAUUACACACAAAUUAUGGGUCAUAUGGAUGUCAUUGGUAUAAUUUCGAAUGGCUUCAACAUUUAUUUUCCCAUGUGUAUGUUAGCAUUUUGCCUCUUCACCUGGUUCAGCUUGGGCAGUCGUGCGCUCAACGCAUUAGGCUUUCAGCAGUUCUUGCAGCAUGAAACUAUCGCCACGGAGCUAGUGCAAGAGGGCAAGGACUUAAUAGCUCGCGAGAAGCGACGCCGACAGCGGGCCGAGGAGGCAAUUGCCAGACGGCGUGACUUUUCGAGACCUGACACACUGUCUAGCCAUGAUUAUAUUGGCAAAUAUCGUGGCGCUGCCGGCUUAAGUAGUGGGGGCAUUGCUGGUCCAUUGACCAGCAGUCGUACGCCAGCUGAUGGUUUGCUACGAGAUGGUGACGUAAGUUAUGACUACGCUGCGGUAGCAUCCUCCUCGGCGCUGAAUGUACCACGCUCGCUGUCGGAAGAAAUCAAUGAUCGUUUCGGUGUCAGCACCCAAAUGCAGGUCGGUUUCCGUGGCGCUAUUGAGCAGGAAGAUGCAUACGACGAGGAGAACGAACAUCGCAUUGUUGGACCACCACCACGGGGUCUUUUUGAUGAUGUAUAAGCUCGAAAAUUGCAUUGUCUAUUUAUGUCUAUGUAUACCUUUAUAUAUAUUAUCUCAAAAGUU
Messenger RNA from Drosophila virilis, 2241 nucleotides. Its product is annotated as LMBR1 domain-containing protein 2 homolog. The record is from RefSeq and is a predicted model, not a curated record. Gene Ontology annotation, cellular component: membrane. Lineage: Eukaryota; Metazoa; Arthropoda; Insecta; Diptera; Drosophilidae.